This is a messenger RNA of Penicillium diatomitis, 789 nucleotides long. RefSeq names its product Endoglucanase-5. Gene Ontology annotation, molecular function: cellulose binding; cellulase activity. The record is from RefSeq and is a predicted model, not a curated record. The transcript is spliced from 3 exons. Gene Ontology annotation, biological process: carbohydrate metabolic process. The coding region runs from base 1 to 789 and encodes 262 amino acids. Lineage: Eukaryota; Fungi; Ascomycota; Eurotiomycetes; Eurotiales; Aspergillaceae. Gene Ontology annotation, cellular component: extracellular region.
AUGAAGGGCGGUGUUGCAGUGCUCCUGCUAGAGCUCUUCACCUCGGCGGCGGCAUACAAAGCCACCACCACCAGGUAUUACGAUGGCCAAAAGGGCGCUUGUGGCUGUGGAUCCGGCUCGGGAUUGUUCUCUUGGCAGCUUGGCAUUGGCAACGGUGUAUACACCGCCGCAGGUUCUCAGGCGCUUUACGACACCGCAGGUGCCAACUGGUGCGGUGCCGGCUGUGGCAAGUGCUACAAGCUCACAUCCACUGGCGCACCCCCUUGCACGGACUGCGGUACCGGCGGCGUAGCCGGUAAAAGCAUCAUCGUGAUGGUCACCAACCUCUGCCCUUACAACGGCAAUCAGCAAUGGUGUCCUAACCCCGGCGCAACCAACCAAUACGGGUACAGCUACCACUUUGACAUUAUGGCCCAGAACGAAAUCUUUGGCGAUAACGUGGUGGUGGACUUUGAACCGAUCGCCUGUCCGGGUCAAGCGACGACCGACUGGCAGUCUUGUGGCUGUUAUGGCCAGACGGAGACGGAUACCACUCCCGUAGGGUUGGAGUCUGGAGGCGGCGGUAGCGGUGGCUCUUCUCAAUCGUCGACCACCACUUUGCAGCAGAGCACCACUACUCGGACGACUUUGACGCCCACGACAACUUCGGGCUCGGGUUCGGGCUCUUCUGGUGGAGCUCAGUCGGUCUAUGGACAGUGUGGAGGUAGUGGAUGGACUGGUCCAACAAACUGUGCCUCGGGCUCCACGUGCAAGGCUCAGAACCAGUGGUACUCGCAGUGUCUUCCUUGA